Molecule: messenger RNA, 3008 nt
Organism: Daucus carota subsp. sativus
Lineage: Eukaryota; Viridiplantae; Streptophyta; Magnoliopsida; Apiales; Apiaceae
Exons: 9
Coding region: 1-2853 (950 amino acids)
Molecular function (GO): helicase activity
Source: RefSeq, a predicted model, not a curated record
AUGCUGGAGAAUUUAGGGAAAGGGGGUAGCAAAAGAGUGAACCUUUUCUCAGUUCAUCUGACAAAUUUGAACACAAAUAUUCGUAUUUGGAAGGCAUUAAAUUGGAGGGCAGCGAACAUAAACAUAGUCCGAAACCUUCUGCAAAGUGAUUCUACUGCUGGAUUAAGCUGUUCUAAGUGUGAUGUCCAGGAAAUUAAUAGUUCUAUCUCGACAAAAUAUGGAGAAACAAUUGGAUCCUUCAAGCUGGAUGAUUCUCAAGAAGCUGCUGUUGUAAGUUGUGUAGCGACUAGUAGAUGCUUUCAUCAUCAUUCUGUCAAAUUGUUAUGGGGUCCUCCAGGAACAGGGAAGACGAAGACAGUAGCUUCUUUGCUCUUUAUGUUGUUAAGAAUGAAGUGCAGAACAUUGACAUGUGCCCCGACUAACAUAGCAGUUGUUGGAGUUGCAAAUCGGCUUAUGAGCCUAGUGAGGGAAGCUUCAGUGUAUGGAACUUAUGGACUAGGAGAUAUAGUUCUAUUUGGAAAUGUAGUCAAGAUGAAGAUUGAUGAUCAUAAAGAUCUUCGUGACAUAUUUCUUACUAAUCGAGUUUUAUGUUAUAGGAUAUUUCUGUCUCCAUUUACUGGAUGGAGAAGUAGAGUGGAAAGCAUUAUCUGUCUUCUUGAAGAUCCUAAGAAGCAGUAUAGAAUGCACCUAAAUGGACUUGAUAAAGAAGUUGCGUUUUUGCCUCCACAUAAACGUUUAUCAGAUAUUUGGGAAAAAGAAAGCGAUGAUGAUGACAGUACAGGGAUGGGGGGAGAAUUAAGCGAAAGUAUAUUGACAUACGAAGAAUUUUUGAAUGAAAAAUUCAGUUCAGUAGGAAAGAGUUUAAUGGCUUGUAUAGAAAACAUGUACACGCACUUGCCUAGUUCUUUCAUCUCAGUGGAAGUAGCAAAGAAAAUGAUACGAGUAGUUGAGCUCCUUCAGACCAUAGAGAGUCUGAUGAGAAGUGGAUCCCCGCCAUUUGAAGGUCUUGAUGGAUUCGAGGAUGCAGGAGAGAUGGAAACAAGGCUUUUGUAUGGUCCAGUAAUUACUUGUAUUGAAUUGCUAAAAGAACUUCGCGCUACAGUGUCUGUUCCAAAUCUAAAAAACAAAACGCAAGUUAGAAACUUUUGCUUGCAGAAUGCAACUUUACUUUUUUGCACUGCAUCAAGCUCAAUUAAAUUGCACUCUUAUGCAAAGCCACCCAUGGAGAUGUUGGUUAUCGAUGAGGCUGCACAAUUAAAGGAAUGUGAAUCCACCAUCCCUUUGCAACUCACUGGUCUGCGCCAUGCUGUACUAAUUGGGGACGAGAAGCAACUUCCUGCAAUGGUGCAAAGCAAGAUCAGCGCGAAGGCUGACUUUGGACGGAGCUUGUAUGAGAGGCUUGUGCAUGUGGGACACAAGAAGCACUUACUGAAAGUCCAGUACAGGAUGCAUCCAUCAAUAAGCUUAUUUCCAAAUAAGCAGUUCUAUGACAAUAUGAUAUUGGAUGGCUUCAAUGUCAAGAAGAAAACUCAUGAAAAGCAUCUGCUGGAAGGCAAAAUGUUUGGUACAUUCUCUUUCAUAAAUGUCCCUUAUGGGAACGAGGAGUUUGAUAAUAACCAUAGUCUGAGAAAUAUGGCCGAAGUGUGUGUCAUUGCUGAGAUAGUGGCGAGGCUGUUUGAAGAGUCAAUGCUAAGAAAGCAGAGGGUAAGUGUGGGUUGUAUAUCACCAUACAAGGCUCAAGUAUACGCCAUUCAGGAUAAACUGGGAACCAAAUACCGAGCAGGAUCAAAUAAUUCUUUUUCUGUCAGUGUUAGCUCUGUUGAUGGCUUCCAAGGCAGUGAAGCAGAUGUGAUAAUUAUCUCAACUGUGAGAAGUAAUGCAAAUGGAACUGUUGGUUUUCUGUCUAAUCUGCAACGAGCAAAUGUUGCUCUUACUCGUGCCAGGCAUUGUCUAUGGAUAUUGGGUAACGGGUCGACUUUAGUAAAUAGUGGCUCUGUUUGGAAGAAACUUGUUAUAGAUGCCAAGUCUCGGGCAUGUUUUUACAAUGUUCAGGAAGACAAGAAGUUAGCUCUAGCUCUUGCUGGUUGCUUAAUUGAGAUUGGACAACUUGAUUCUUUGGUCGCAAGAUCUCUCUUAUUCCCGGAGGGAAAAUGGAAGGUUUUCUUGGGCGAAGUUUUCCUGAAAUCAAUGUCAACAAUUAAAAAUGAAAAGGUUUGUUCGCAAGUUCUUUCUCUAUUGAUGAGAAUUGCCAAUGGCUUGCGUAUGCCACGAGAGGAUCAAACUAUCAGUGUCAUGCAUGUGGAUGUAACUCUUUUUCAACUGUCAAAAAAUGUUGCACGGAGAAUCCUACAUCUGAUUUGGAUAGUCGACGUUAUCAAGGAAGAUGGGAAUUGGGUCCAGGUGGUAAAGGUUUUAGAUGUUCUGCCAGAGUAUAAAAUUCCAGAACUGAAACAGAACCUUAAAAUAUUAUUUGAGAAAUAUACCACUGAACUUAAAAAUCGCUGCAACCACCGAUGUAUUGAAGGGGAUACAGUUCUGCCAAUGACAUGGCGGAUGCAAUCAAAUGUUGCAACUAAAGCUGUAACUUAUAGCCCUGAUCAGAGCCAGUCAAUAGCAAGUCAAUUAGCUGCACUCAGUCUUGGCAAUAACACAGAUAAAGCAACUCAAAGUAACCGGGAUGCGGUUCUGCCAAUGACAUGGCCAAUGCAAUCAAAUGUUGCAACUAAAGCUGAAUCUCAUAGCCCUGAUCAGAGCCAAUCAAUAGCUAGUCAAGUAGCUGGACUCAGACGUGGCAACGAAACAGGGAAAGCAACUCAAAGUAGGGGGAGAAGAACAGGAUGCUUUAUAUUGUAAGUUUGUAAGUGGAGGAUUUCUCUAGUGAUCAUCUAGCAACUCUUUCAGAACUGAACUAUUGAUAUCUUGAGUAAUGUGAUGCAACCAGCAAGGUUGACAGUAUUCUUAUUAUUUCAUAACCGUACUUUUAUGGAUAUAUUUUUAUCGACUUUUAU